ACCAACGCGUGCAUGAUCGGUAUAACGGAACUACUAAUGAAAAGGCGUGAUGUCAAGCCGCUGUCAGUGUCACGGGACCGAGGGAAUGUGCCAUGCGCUUGGCGUACGCGCUCGUGAAUGACCAUCCUCCCGAUCGGACGGCGUGGAUAGAUGAAGCGUUGAUUUUGCUGCAUAGAUCAGUUACCGAGCGUCAUUCGUCGUCUCGCAUGCACCCUAUGAGGAAUUGUGAGAAAUUAUUGUAGAUGCCGGCUUGAAGCUUACAGGACGACUCCGCAGCAUUCAUUCCGAUGUGGAUCUAUCCGCCAAAACUGAGCUGAACGCAGCAUCUUCACAGAACUGUUUUAUCAGAACAUUUAAAUAUCAUCUUCUGUUUUCUCUUGGAUUAUAGAAACAUGUGAAGACCCUGCUGAGAAAUUGGACUACAGAGCUUGCUUUGACACAACAAGAAGAAGGCUUUUGCCAUCUGAUAUUCCUCUUUGUUUUUAUCCUUUUCACCUUGCAGGUCCCUCAGACAAUGGGGGGACAGCAGGCUUCGCAGAGGACUUUGAAUCAAAGCCCUACAUGGGGCUUCACAUGGUCCUGGUUGUUAUUUUUAGUCUUGCCACUAGUGUGCAGUGAACAGACCUUCACAACCUUCCACCCUGAGCGACGGGAAUGGGCUUUCAACCACCUAACGGUUCACAAGACGACAGGGGCGCUCUACAUCGGUGCCGUCAACCGUGUCUACAAGUUAUCUGGCAACCUAACUCUUCUAGUGUCCCAUGAUACCGGUCCUGAAGAUGACAACAAGGCCUGUUACCCUCCCCUCAUCGUUCAGCCAUGCAGUGAACCGCUGGUUUCAACUAACAACAUAAACAAACUCUUGCUCAUUGACUACUCUCAGAACAGGUUGCUCGCGUGUGGUAGUCUUUACCAAGGUGUUUGCAAACUGCUUCGGUUGGACGAUCUCUUUAUCCUAGUGGAACCAUCUCAUAAAAAAGAGCACUACCUCUCCAGCGUCAACCAGACAGGCACCAUGUACGGGGUCAUCGUGCCUUCACAGGGCAAGGAUGGAACUCUCUUCAUCGGCACGGCUGUGGAUGGGAAGCAAGACUACUUUCCAACCAUCUCCAGCCGCAAGCUUCCUCGUGACCCGGAGUCCUCUGCUAUGCUGGACUACGAGCUCCACACUGACUUUGUUUCAUCACUCAUCAAGAUCCCCUCAGACACCCUGGCAUUGGUCUCUCAUUUCGAUAUCUACUACAUCUACGGCUUUGCCAGUGGCAACUUCGUCUACUUUCUAACCGUGCAGCCAGAAACGCCCGAGAAUAGCAUGUCUUCCAGCGGCCCCUCCAGUGAUCUCUUUUACACUUCCCGCAUCGUCCGACUCUGCAAAGAUGACCACAAAUUCCACUCCUAUGUGUCGCUGCCUAUAGGUUGUGUCCGGAAUAGAAUGGAAUACCGGCUUCUGCAAGCCGCCUACCUGGGCAAGCCCGGACGGGUGCUAGCCGCGUCCCUCAACAUUAGCGCUCAGGAUGAUGUGCUGUUCGCUGUCUUUUCCAAAGGUCAGAAACAAUAUCACCACCCGCCGGAUGACUCGGCCCUUUGCGUGUUUUCCAUCCGGGACAUCAACGCUCGAAUCAAAGAGCGCAUGCAGUCUUGCUACCAGGGAGAGGGGAACCUGGAGCUCAACUGGCUUCUUGGAAAAGAUGUACCUUGUACCAAAGCGCCUGUCCCUAUUGAUGACUCCUUCUGCGGUUUGGACAUCAACCAGCCUCUUGGCGGCUCUCAGCUGGUGACCGGACACGCACUUUAUACGGAGAGCAGGGAUCGCAUGACCUCGGUGACAUCCUACGUCUACAACGGUUACUGCGUGGCUUUCGUUGGCACCAAGAGCGGACGACUAAAGAAGAUCCGGGUGGAUGGUCCUCCUCAUGGUGGGGUCCAGUAUGAAACUCUGCAGGUAAUGAAAGACGGAAGCCCCGUCCUCAGAGACAUGGCGUUCUCCCUGGACAACAGCUACAUCUACGUCAUGUCGGAGAGACAGGUGACACGGGUGCCGAUCGAGUCCUGCGAGCAGUACGGCACUUGUGGAGAGUGUUUGAGCUCUGGAGAUCCUCACUGUGGUUGGUGUGUGCUGCAUAACAUGUGUUCACAAAGAGACCGUUGUGAGCGAGCGAAUGAGCCGUACCGCUUUGCAGCCACGCUGAGCCAGUGUGUGAAAGCCACGGUGUACCCGGACAGCAUCGCCGUGUCUGAACCAAGUGUACCGCUGCUGGUGAAAGUGACGGACGUUCCGGAUCUUUCCGCUGGAAUCACGUGCUCUUUUGGGAACCUGACGGAGGUUGAGGGAAGAGUGGAUGGGAACCAGAUUCUGUGUAUAUCUCCUGCCGCCAAAGAUGUUCCCAUCAUCCCCACCGAUCAAGACUGGUCUGGUGUGGAGCUCAGAUUGAACUCGAAGGAAACGGGUCAGAUGCUGAUCAGCACUGAAGUGAAGUUCUACAACUGCAGUGUGCACCAGCUAUGUCUUUCAUGUGUGACCAGUUCCUUUCGAUGCCACUGGUGCAAAUAUCGAAACCUCUGCACUCAUGACCCCUCCAGCUGCUCCUUCCAGGAGGGACGCGUCAACGCUUCGGAGGACUGUCCUCAGUUGGUCCGCUCUGAGGAGAUUCUGAUACCGGCAGGAGAGGUGAAGCCCAUUACGCUGAAAGCCCGGAAUCUUCCUCAGCCCCAGUCGGGUCAGCGCGGGUACGAGUGUGCGUUACACAUACAAGGAGUCAGUCACAGAGUGACCGCUCUCAGGUUCAACAGCUCCAGCGUGCAAUGCCAAAACAGCUCGUAUUUGUAUGACGGCUUGAGAAUCAGCGAGCUGCCGGUGGACUUCUCUGUGGUGUGGAAUGGAAACUUUAUCAUUGAUAAUCCUGAGAAUAUCAAAGUGCACCUGUACAAGUGUGGCGCUCAGAGGGACAGCUGUGGUGUGUGUCUGAAGGCGGAGAGGAAGUUUCAGUGUGGUUGGUGUAGUAUGGAGGGCCGCUGCACCCUACGCCAGCACUGUCCCAUGUCCAACCCCUACACCAGCCGCUGGCUGCACCUCGGCAGUACCAACGUGAAGUGCACCAACCCACGAAUCACAGAGGUGACACCAGUGGCCGGACCACCUGAAGGGGGCACUAGAGUGACUAUCCGCGGCAUCAAUCUCGGUCUGUCCUUCUCCGACAUGAUAAACAACGUACAGGUGGCAGGAAUCCAGUGCACCCCGAAAGAGGACGGCUACAUCAUCGCUGAACAGAUCGUGUGUGAGAUGGACGCAGCACCUGUGGAAAGUAAACCCGGCCCGGUCCAUUUGUGCGUAGGGGAGUGUAGACCUGAACUACAGACUCGCUCUUCUCAGCUGUAUUCCUUUGUGAUGCCUUCUAUCACAGGGUUGGUCCCCAGUCGAGGCCCUGAGUCUGGUGGAACUAAAGUCACUAUAAUCGGGGAGAAUCUGGGGGCCGGCAGCAGCGUCACAGUGCUUUUCGGGAACCAGACCUGCGAGUUUUAUGAGCGAACUAUGACCGAGAUUGUGUGUUACUCCGCCCCCUCCCAGACGGGGGUGGGGCCUGUUCAGAUUGCCGUGAGUGUGGAUCGUGCCCAGGUCAGGGAGAGCUUGACCUUUGAAUAUAUAGAUGAUCCUACUGUUCAACGCAUUGACCCAGAAUGGAGCAUCGCAAGCGGACACACGCCUCUGGUGGUGACCGGGAUGAACUUGGAUGUCAUACAGGAGCCGAGAAUUCGGAUCAAGUAUGGCGGACGGGAAUCAGUAAAUGUGUGUAAGGUUCUGAACGUGACUACCAUGAACUGUUUCGCUCCCUCGCUGAAUGCCGAGUACAGGCCGAGUUUGGACUCGGUGAAGCACGCGGACGAGUUCGGCUUCAUCUUCAAUAACGUCCAGGCCCUUCUGGUGUACAACAACACUAACUUUCUGUACUAUCCUAACCCUUACUUUGAACCUCUGAGCACCAACGGCAUUCUGGAACAAAAGCCAGGGUCCCCUAUUAUUCUAAAGGGUAAAAAUCUGGUUCCUUCCGCAUCCGGUGUAAAGCUCAAUUACACCGUUCUGAUUGGAGAGACUCCCUGUUCUGUCACCGUGUCUGAGACUCAACUGUUGUGCGAGCCCCCUAAUCUCACCGGCCAAUACAAAAUCAUGGUGCAAGUCGGAGGGCUGCACGUGUCACCCGGCUCAGUAAACAUUCUCUCCGACAGUCUACUGACCCUUCCUGCUAUCGUCAGCAUCGCUGCGGGCGGCGGCCUUCUUCUCAUCAUUGUCAUCCUCGUGCUUAUCGCCUACAAGCGCAAGUCUAGAGAGAACGACUUAACGCUUAAGAGACUGCAGAUGCAAAUGGACAACCUGGAGUCGAGGGUGGCGCUGGAGUGCAAGGAAGCUUUUGCGGAGCUGCAGACGGAUAUUAAUGAGUUAACCAGUGAUCUGGACCGAGCUGGUAUCCCAUAUCUGGAUUACCGCACGUAUGCCAUGAGAGUGUUAUUCCCUGGGAUCGAAGACCAUCCUGUGCUCAGAGAACUGGAGGUCUCUGGUAAUGGGCAGCUUAGUGUGGAAAAAGCUCUGAAAGUAUUUGCCCAGCUGAUGAACAACAAGGUGUUUUUGUUGACGUUCAUCCGGACGCUGGAAAUGCAACGCUCCUUCUCCAUGCGUGACCGUGGCAACGUGGCGUCGCUCAUCAUGACGGCUCUACAGGGUCGGCUGGAGUAUGCGACGGAUGUGCUCAAACAUCUGCUGUCCGACCUCAUCGAGAAAAACCUGGAGAGCAAGAACCAUCCCAAACUACUGCUCAGAAGGACAGAGUCUGUAGCUGAGAAGAUGCUCACCAACUGGUUUGCUUUCCUGCUUCAUAGGUUCCUAAAGGAGUGUGCGGGUGAGCCUCUCUUCAUGCUGUAUUGUGCUAUAAAACAACAGAUGGAAAAAGGCCCGAUCGACGCCAUCACAGGAGAGGCCCGAUACUCCCUCAGCGAAGACAAACUUAUCCGACAACAGAUCGACUACAAGACGCUGAUCUUAAACUGCGUCAACCCGGAGAAUGAGAACAGCCCAGAAAUCCCAGUCAAGGUCCUGAACUGUGACACCAUCACACAAGUCAAAGAGAAAAUCCUGGACGCUGUGUAUAAGAACAUGCCAUACUCACAGAGACCCAAAGCUGUGGACAUGGACUUGGAGUGGCGACAGGGACGCAUGGCCCGGGUGGUCCUGCAGGAUGAAGACAUCACCACUAAGAUUGAAAAUGACUGGAAGAGACUGAACACGCUCAUGCAUUAUCAGGUGUCGGAUCGCUGUGUGGUCGCUUUGGUACCCAAGCAGACGUCCUCCUACAACAUUCCACCCACAACAAGCAUCUCCCGGACCUCCAUAAGCAGAUAUGACUCGACAUUCCGUUACACUGGAAGCCCGGAUAGCCUGCGCUCCCGCGCUCCCAUGAUCACACCUGACCUGGAGAGCGGAGUCAAGGUCUGGCAUCUGGUGAAGAACCACGAGCAUGGAGACCAGAAAGAGGGUGAUCGUGGCAGCAAGAUGGUAUCGGAGAUCUACCUCACCCGCUUGCUUGCUACUAAGGGUACACUGCAGAAGUUUGUUGACGACUUGUUCGAGACUCUCUUCAGCACUGUGCACAGAGGUAGCGCUCUUCCGCUAGCUAUCAAAUACAUGUUUGACUUCCUGGAUGAACAGGCAGACAAGCACGGCAUCCAUGACACAGACGUCCGCCACACCUGGAAGAGCAACUGCCUUCCUCUGCGUUUCUGGGUGAAUGUGAUCAAGAAUCCGCAGUUUGUUUUCGACAUCCACAAGAGCAGCAUCACAGAUGCGUGUCUGUCCGUGGUGGCCCAGACCUUCAUGGAUUCAUGUUCCACAUCUGAACACAGAUUGGGCAAAGACUCGCCCUCAAACAAGCUGCUUUAUGCUAAAGACAUCCCCAACUACAAGAACUGGGUAGAAAGGUACUACGCUGACAUCAACAAACUGCCAGCCAUCUCCGAUCAGGACAUGAAUGCGUAUUUGGCUGAACAGGCACGACUUCACUCCAGUGAAUUUAACAUGCUCAGUGCCCUCAACGAGAUUUACUCCUACAUUAGCAAGUACAGCGCAGAGAUCACGGCUGCAUUGGAACAAGAUGAGACAGCGAAGAAACAGCGUCUGGCCUACAAGGUGGAGCAGCUCAUUGGUGCCAUGUCAUUGGAGAGCUGAGAGGAAAUCCGAGCUGGAGCGAAGGACGAGAAACGUUCGCUCAACAUCAUCCAAAGCCUCUCCACAUGAGAGCAAAAUACACUGGCUAGAGACCUUACCACAUAGCUUGUGCUUUUUCUAAAGUUUUUUGAACAGGUUACCUUUUCGAAACCAAUGGACAAUUAUUCGAUUGAAGCCGGCCACGUGGCUUUAAUCGAGUGAAGGAAAUCAAGAGCGAAAACUACGUAAACUUCUGUUUUGCGUCUAAAACUUUUGUUUUCAAAACAGCAAAGUGGGGCGAACACCUUCCUGGACUGGUUUUGUGUGUUUCUGUCUGUCUGGCUGAUUUGUUUGACGUUCCUUGAUGGGUGCAAGAAUCCCUAAAUGAUUUCUGGAUACUUCCUCUAAAAACGUGCUUGCUGAAGUGGAUUCGACGGGAACCGGACUUCUACUGCCUCGCCGUUACGGCCCAGCUGAUGGCUUUUACUUCCAAAUUUUAUUUUUAUACAUGAGUUCUGUUGCAGUUGCCUCUCGAGUCUUAACAGCAUAGUGACGCUUGCAUAGAUCAUCAGUUUCGGUGUGAUGAAACGUCUCUUUCUGUCUCCGGAAAGCGGCGGCUGCUACCAACACGCGUGUGCAUGUCGACACGCCAGGACAGAUUUGCAGUUUUGUGUCUCUCUUGCUUUAGAGACCACGGGGAACUAUUCAGCUCAUCUGGGAGAAAAUAAAGCUCUCAGUUAAGUUCAACCAGCAUGUCCGUUUGCCCCAAAAUUCCAGCGAAAGCGGACGAACAAACUGUGCUCUGCGGUCUCUCUGUGUGUAUACUGUAUGUCCUGUUUUCUACAUGUAAGCGUAUGUGAAUGUACAAACGUAACUCUAUUUUGUCUUUGCAAUUUUCAUUGCUUUUAUAAAAGCGGGAGACAGUUGAGCUGAUCUCCCGACGGCACGUCCCGAAGAACUGAUGCGCUCCAUAACAGCUGCCGAAAUUCUUGUACGGACGCAGCGACGAGUAGCACCAUCAGCUGAAACCGCGAACUGAGGAUUUGUCAUCAUCUUACCAGAGAGUAUUAAUUAUUAUGUAUGGUCCAAUGUGUGUGUAGUCUGCAUGCAUUAUACAGUACCUCAUAUUUAAAAUUUCAUCUCCAUUCUCAUACGCUCCUACAUUCAAGUGCCAAGAGGUCAAUGAGUUGUGGAUGACUCGGAGUACAGCCGAUGAUGUAAUAUACCGUGUCACUUCCUUUCUGUACUUCCCAGUCUGGACCCGUGGGGAUUAAGUGCCAAAAGAUCACUUGUAAUGAUGCACACACUUGUCGGUUGAUGCUUUAUUAAGGGAACAAACCCUUCGAAGGUCAAUGGCACAGUUGUGUAUGGGGCGAUCGCUCUGAUCACUUGCAAAUUCAGGUACGAAAAGAUCAUGCUCGGAAAACUGUAAAUGUUGUAUUAGUUGAAUACUUCAAAUGUCUGAAAGCUGGAUAUGCUGAGUGUUUUCUUCCCAGUUUUUUUCCCCUCAUCUGACGUGAAACGUCAACAGAAAGCUUGACAAAAGAGAACAUAGCUUUCAUUUAUGAUGCAUGAUGGCAAGUAGAGUUGUUUUUCAAGAUCAUCCCAACCAAAAUAGACAAGGUCGUUCGGGUCGGAGUCAGCUUGGGUUCACACAGUUAUUAAGGGAGAGCCCUGUGGGAGCCGAGACCAAACUCAAAAGGAUGAUGCUUCUCUCUUCACGGCUAUUUUAACCUCAGACUCCCUUCACCCUUACCUGUUAUAUCCAAUCGAAACGACUCAAAUGUUUUGUUUUUUUCCUGUGGCCUUAAAUGAUUUGAUAUUUUUGUGUCGAGUUUUCUGUCUUUGUUAACUGUGUUUGAGACUGAUCCGAUGACUGGCAUGAAUGAAACGACGAAACAGGACAAAGGAGGCGUGGCCUCUCUCCGACUGUGUCUCGCAGAGUAUUCGAGAAGCAUAGGAAUGAGAUGGAGAGACAGACCCCUUUAGCUUCAGAUUUCUCCUGCUGCUUUGAAGCUCGGCUUUGAUCUUCAGCAGUCGUGUGCACAGUGUGAUCGGGAGAUAAAAAAUACACAUCAAAAAUAGGAGCCGGUGCAAGAGAUUACAAAUGAAGGGCGAUGUGAUUGACAGUGAAUUGAUCUGUAAGGGUAUGGAAAAGAAUGGGAAUUUCACUCUUCCUGAACAACCACGCAUUCCUCUACCAUCUACACAAUGUAUGGUCACUGUAUAUUAUGUGGCUUAUACGCUGCGAGAAUUUUUUUUUCUUAAUCUUUCUCGUUUUCCAUCUGAACAUCCGAAAAACGAGACAAAUGGAAGUGUAAAAAAGUUACACUGAAAUGUGAUUUAUGCAAAUGAUAAUUUGCCUAUGGGAUGAUAUACCUACAUUGAGAUAGUGUUUAAUCUGAAAUCAGUUAUUUUAGAUUAGUUUUGCCUCUCACGUUUAUAUUGAUGUCCGGAGUUUUUAACUGAAAAACGAGACAAAACACUGAUUAAGGAAAUUGUGUUUUUGCAGCGUAUGUGAAUUCACAAGUUGUGUCUCAUGUCAGCGACAUGAAGAGACAUGAUGAAGCUUCCUACAUUUGAUUAUCCACAGUCUUCCCUCUUGUACAUUCAUCCGAGCUCAUCCGGACUCUCUAAGGACAAAAGUAUUUCAGAAACCUUCUGUUGACCUCGAUGUCCUUGCAGUUUUCCCAGGAUGUGGCUUGAAACCUUUUAAUAUUAAUGUGAACCCCGUCGCUGCCACAUUGGUCAAGGAGGUACGACUCUCCUGGCGCAAAAAGAACGGCGUAUUUCUCUGUCCAAAAAAUUUGCGGCACAGAAAAUUGCACUUUGUUGAGAAAUAUUCGGUAUCUUAAUGCUUAUUUAUUAGAAAACAUUCGAUCCCCUCUGAAAAAAAAUUACGUUUUCAUUUUUUUUGCGCUAUUCUGCAGAGCGGAAUGAAAUUCUACAGCACUGGGCAGCUUUGAGAAAUGUCAGCAGUCAUCUGCUUUUAUAUUUGGCACGAAUCGAGAGUCAAUUUUGUGCACUUUUAUCUUUAUAGUUCAUGUGAUGGAAUAGCAUGCUACAAACAAGUGAAAUGUUCAUAUUCUCUUCAUAUUACCGAUUGUCGUUCCGAGGAAACAAAACCGAGACGAACGCGUUUUUGUAGUCGCCGCGCAGGUGAACAUCCUUCCAUUUUUGAUCACGCUAAAUUAUAAACAAAUCUCUCUUUGUAGACACUGGAGCUCUGUAACAUAGUACAUAGAAAUAAUAAUGACCUCGAUAAUAAUAACGCUUAUGGAUGUCUGUUCUUGUUGUUUUUUAAGUGUUGUGAAAAUUGUAAGAGAGUAUUUAAAAAGAAAAAAAGUUGGUCUUGUUUUUUUAAUUGAUUUUGUUUUGUUAUAUUAUAUUACUGUGUACCUAUUGUAAAUAUGAAGCACACCUAUUUUGCAAGCCAAGGAUUCACUUUGUACUGUUGUUAUAUAUAAAUAAAAUUUACUGGUUAAAAA
Molecule: messenger RNA, 9678 nt
Organism: Triplophysa dalaica
Lineage: Eukaryota; Metazoa; Chordata; Actinopteri; Cypriniformes; Nemacheilidae
Gene: plxna2
Product: plexin A2
Exons: 32
Coding region: 515-6211 (1898 amino acids)
Biological process (GO): regulation of GTPase activity; positive regulation of axonogenesis; semaphorin-plexin signaling pathway involved in axon guidance
Cellular component (GO): semaphorin receptor complex
Molecular function (GO): semaphorin receptor activity; protein binding
Source: RefSeq, a predicted model, not a curated record